CUGAAACAGCAGACUAUGGAACUGCUUUGCUCAACAGAAGCAGCUUCCCAAAGGGUUUCAUUUUUGGAACAGCCUCAUCGGCUUAUCAGUAUGAGGGUGCUGCAUAUGAGUAUGGCAGAGGACCAAGUAUAUGGGACACUUACACUCAUAAAUAUCCAGAAAAGGUAAAAGAUCGUAGUAAUGGAGAUGUGACUAUUGAUGCAUAUCAUCGCUAUAAGGAAGAUGUGGGGAUCAUGAAAGGAAUGAGCUUGGAUGCUUACAGAUUUUCAAUUUCAUGGUCUAGAAUUCUUCCAAAUGGAAAGUUAGGCGGGGGUGUGAACAAGGAAGGAAUUGCAUACUACAACACCCUCAUCAAUGAGCUCCUUGCGAAUGGCCUACAGCCCUUUAUAACCCUCUUCCACUGGGACCUUCCUCAAGCCCUAGAAGAUGAGUAUGGUGGUUUCUUAAGUCCCCUCAUUGUGGAUGAUUUUCGAGACUAUGCAGAGCUUUGCUUUAAAGAAUUUGGGGAUAGGGUGAAGCAUUGGAUCACAUUGAAUGAGCCAUGGAGCUAUAGCAAUGGUGGGUAUGUAACAGGAAACUUCGCCCCUGGUAGAUGUUCUGAAUGGCAAAAGCUGAACUGCACUGGUGGAGACUCUGGAACUGAGCCUUAUUUGGCCUCACACUACCAACUUCUAGCUCAUGCAGCUGCUGUCCAAGUUUACAAGAAAAAAUAUCAGGCAUCUCAGAAGGGGAAGAUUGGAAUCACUAUAGUCUCACAUUGGUUCAUACCUUUCUCAAAUACAACCAAUGAUCAGAAUGCGGCAGAGCGAGCUCUUGAUUUUAUGUAUGGAUGGUAUAUGGACCCAUUGACAUAUGGAGACUAUCCCCAUAGCAUGCGAUCUUUGGUUGGAAAACGUUUACCCAAGUUCUCAAAGGAACAAUCCGAGAUGUUAAAAGGGUCAUAUGAUUUUCUUGGAUUGAACUACUACACUGCCAAUUAUGCAGCCCACUCUCCCCAUAACAAUAGCAUAAACCCCAGCUACUCCACCGAUGCUCAUGCUAAACUUACAACUGAGCGACAUGGCAUCCUUAUUGGUGCAAAGGCGGCCUCGGAUUGGCUUUAUGUUUAUCCAAAAGGAAUUCAAGAAAUUCUGUUGUACACAAAGAACAAGUACAAGGAUCCAAUUAUAUACAUCACAGAAAAUGGGAUUGAUGAGGUAAAUAAUGAUGAAUUAUCACUCGAAGAAGCCCUAGCAGACAAUGUGAGGAUAGAUUUCUACUAUCAUCACCUUUCUUUUCUUAAGAGUGCAAUUGAGGAUGGUGUCAAAGUAAAGGGAUAUUUUGCAUGGUCAUUGUUGGAUAAUUUUGAAUGGAGUUCCGGUUACACUGUUCGAUUUGGCAUAAACUUUGUUGACUACAAAGACGGAUUGAGAAGACACCCAAAACUCUCAGCAUUCUGGUUCAAGAAUUUCCUUAAAAAGUAGAAAUAUAUAUAUAUAUAUAUAUAUCUUCUCAUUAUAUGUAUUCUCUAUAAAAUUAGAUUAAAGAUCCAAUCAAUAAGUGUUAGCAUAUUCCCUUUCAUUAUAUAUAUUCA
Molecule: messenger RNA, 1573 nt
Organism: Vitis riparia (riverbank grape)
Lineage: Eukaryota; Viridiplantae; Streptophyta; Magnoliopsida; Vitales; Vitaceae
Product: beta-glucosidase 12-like
Exons: 13
Coding region: 234-1463 (409 amino acids)
Biological process (GO): carbohydrate metabolic process
Molecular function (GO): beta-glucosidase activity
Source: RefSeq, a predicted model, not a curated record